CUCACCUCUAACCAAGAGUAUAUAACUCACCUCAUGACUGGGUCUAUUGUUUAACACGCUCUUCUGAUGGCAUCUAUGGGUCUGUAGUAGUUUCCUUCCAGCCUUCUCCUCAGUCUCCUGGUGCCCCCCGGGUUCAGACCUUUCUUCUGUCCAUCAAUAAAUAUAUUGAUCAGGAUGGGGACUGGAAGUCCUGCUAUCAGCAUCACCUGGGCACUCGCUCUCAUCUCCACCUUGAUCCACCCCUGUGAGGGGGACAGGACUGGAAUGUCCAGGAGAGACACAUUUCUGUCAAUGGAGUCUGUGUUGGACAUGGCACCCUCUUCCUAUGAUGAUCAGUACAUGGGGUGCACUGAGGCCAUGGAGGCUGAGAUUCCUACACUCUUCAAAAAUGAGUCUUUCUUAAACAAGGACUUUGCUGAUGCCUGGGAUUGUGCCAAUAAAGAAUGGGAAAAGAGAAAGGGAAGCACUAAGGUUCCCAUUGGAUUUAAGGAUGAGUAUGCAAUAUCAACGUUGGUCUACACCAAUCAUAAGCCAAAUAUUUACUCUCCCUUCAAUGAGGCCGUGCGCCAGGCUGGGAAAUCCAGAGAUUUCUAUCUAAAUCAUUUCCAUUUCAAGGCUCUACAUUAUUAUCUGACCAGGGCCUUUCAGCUGCUCGAUGCUGUGGAAUCACCAACUUGUUACUCAGUCUACAGAGGAGUAAAUAUUAGAUUCACAGCUGAGCCAGGGGAAUCAGUCCGUUUUGGCCAGUUCACAUCUUCAUCAAUAGAUGAACAGGUAGCUUUGAAGUUUGGAGAUGACACGGUCUUUACCAUCACUACCUGCUACGGGGUCAGAAUUAGGGAUUUAUCGUUCUACCGUACAGAGGAGGAAGUGCUUAUCCCGCCCUUUGAGAAAUUCAAAGUCAUCGAUUUCAGUACAAACAAUAAUAAAAAUAAGAUGACCCUUGAGUCUGUGCAAAUUCAUAGUAACCACAACUGUGUGUUUCUCAGAGCCGCAAGUCCUGGCAUGGGAAGUCUGCAGAUUAUUCCAAUGUGUUGGCUGGUGCUUCUGUGGGGCCUUCUGGGGUCUCUUCUUAUCCCCUGACCCCCUGAUGCCUACAGUCUGGAGAUUGGCCCCCUGCCUUAGUAGAUUCCCAAAAUGUUUUCAUUGUGUAUAUUUUUUCAUCCUCUUCCAUUCCAUGUCAUUCCAUUUGACGUGAUAUCAUCUGUUAUUCAAUCAUAAAAUAUUACAUUUUGUAUUUCUUAGCACUUGACCCAUUGGGAAUCUGAGCUGCAUCUAAUACUUUGAUUAAGAACUGCUGGCAGCUGGUUUAUUCUUUUCAUUCUAUUACACAUCAUCCCAAUAGGCAUAAAUUCACAAAAUAAUCGGUGCCACAGGGGGCGUGGCUAAGAAUAUUUGCAGGUUCACAAAAUGUAUAUUAAAUAAGUGUUUGUA
Messenger RNA from Xenopus laevis (African clawed frog), 1434 nucleotides. RefSeq lists its product as uncharacterized. Lineage: Eukaryota; Metazoa; Chordata; Amphibia; Anura; Pipidae. The record is from RefSeq and is marked provisional.